GUGACCCAACAAUCAACCCCUGAAAAAGGCGGUCAUAAAACCCCCAGGGGAUGAAGACGAUGGCACGUCGUGACCCCAAAACCGGGGCAAACAGACUCGUGCGAGCCCAGACCCUCCAGAAGCAGCGGAGGGCCCCAGUUGGGCCAAGGGCUCCCCCGCCCGAUGAAGAAGACCCCAGGCUCAAGUGCAAAAACUGCGGGGCCUUUGGCCACACGGCCAGAAGUACCAGGUGCCCCAUGAAGUGCUGGAACGCAGCCCUGGUUCCACAGACCUUUGGGAAAAAGGAAGGGAAGGAAAACCUGAAGCCGUGGAAGCCCCGGAUUGAAGCGAAGCCGGGGCCCUUGAACAAGGAUAAGGGAGAGAAGGAAGAGAGACCAAGGCAACAAGACCCGCAGAGGAAGGCUCUCCUCCACAUAUUUUCCGGCAAACCUCCAGAGAAGCCGCUGCCAAAUCGAAAAGGAUCCACGGAAUCUUCGGAUUAUCUGAGGGUUGCAAGCGGGCCAAUGCCGGUCCACGCAACCAGUAAGAGGCCGCGCGUGGACCCUGUCCUCACCGAUCGCUCAGCUACCCAAAUGUCUGACAGGGGCUCCGCCUUGGCUUCACUGUCUCCCCUCAGAAAAGCCAGUCGGAGCUCCUCCUCAAGUCUUGGAGCAAAGGAAAGACAGACAGGGGCUGCGGCCGACAUCCCUCAGCCUGCAGUGAGGCACCAGGGCCCCGAGCCUCUCCUCGUGGUGAAGCCGACACACAGCAGCCCUGAGGGUGGCUGCCGAGAAGUUCCCCAGGCCGCCUCCAAAACCCACGGCCUGCUCCAGGCCAUCAGCCCCCAGGCACAAGACCAGCUUCCUGCGGUGACCUCACAGCCCUGCCCACCAGCCCCCACACAGGGCUUGGGCCUCGGCUCCAAUCUCAGCUUCAGGCCAGGAGCCAAGAGACCUGCGCAGGCUCCGAUUCAGGCUUGCCCGAACUUCCCCAAGAAACCGAGACUGGGUCGCUUCCAGAUCCCCGAAAACGCCACCCAGGGAGUUGAGCUGGGGGCCCCGGAGAAUCUGCAACCUCCGCCAGCCGCAACGGAACUUGGACCAAGUAGGUCGCCCCAGAUGGGCAGGAGGACACCCGCCCAGGUGCCCAGCGUCGACCGGCAGCCACCGCACAGCAGACCUUGCCUGCCUACCGCCCAGGCCUGCACCAUGUCCCAUCACCCAGCGGCCAGCUAUGAUCCGGCCCAGCCUCUCAGAGUGCUCUUCCGGAGACUGGAAAACGGAUGCUGGAGCUCCAGCCUCCUGACAGCCCCCUCAUUUCACUCUCCUGAGAAGCCGGGAGCCUUCCUCGCUCAGAGCCCUCGUGUCUCAGAGAAGUCCGAGGGUCCCUGUGUUCGUGUCCCACCGAGCGUCCUCUAUGAGGACCUUCGGGUUUCCUCCUCCUCAGAGGACAGCGAUUCUGACCUGGAGUGAGACUGCAGGUGGCAGGGGCUCCUUGGCCUCCAGCUCCCGUGACUUGGAGGGGACUGUGGGACUGAGGAGCGGUAGAGCACGGAGCAGACUCUGUGCGGUGACUCCGAAGCUCCCCGGCUGCGGCGCCUCUGUGGAUGUGGGAGCCCAGGCCAGGCAGGGAGCAGAUGCGGGGACUCUGCCUCCUUGAAUUCUGGUGAGGGACAUUGUAGUUCGCAUGGGUAUCCGGAAACGCGCCAGGAAAAGCUUCCGUGCCAGUGAUUCGUUGCCUCAGAAACUGCCUGACGCGCAGGAGUCAGACUUCCGCUGGGACGUCAAUAGGAAACUGGGGAACUACUGUGUAUUUGCUCUCUAGAUGACUGAAUAAGGGAAAAGUUAGGGAACCCUGAGAGGUGCAGCCCUCCCGCUGUGCCCCGCCCUGAGAGCAGUGUUUCGGACGCUGUGAAGCGUGCUGUGCAAAGCGCUCUCGGGGUCUUUCCUCAGCCUCGAAAACUGGGCUCUGGAAUGCCUUUGUAAAUAUGUGUGUUUCAUUGGUUUUGAAGUGAAUAAAAUUCUCAAAAAGAUGACAUAUUGUCUUUUGACUCUCAUUCCGUGUUUGUGUUUAACUGAUUUUCCAAGCGAAGGGGUGGCCUGCCCCUCCACACCUGUGGGUGUUUCUAGUCGGGUGGGAUGAGAGACGGAGAAAAGAAGUAAGACACAGAGACACAGUAUAGGGAAACAACAGUGGGUCCAGGGGACGGGCACUCAGCACACCGAGAACCUGCAGCGGCACCGGCCUCUGAGUUCCCUCAGUUUUUAUUGAUUACGAUUCUCAUUAUUUCAGCAAAAAGGAAGGUAGUAGGAGAGCAGGGUGACAAUAAGGAGAAGGUCAACAAAAAACAUGUGAGCAAAGGAAUCUAUAUCAUAAUUAGGUCCAAGGGAAGGUACUCUGCCUGGACGUGCACGUAGGCCAGAUUUAUGUUUCUCUCCACCCAAACAUCUCAGCGGAGUAAAGAAUAGCAAGGCAGCAUUACUGCAAACAUGUCUUGCCUCCCGCCACAGGGCAGCUUUUCUCCUAUCUCAGAGUUGAACAAAGGUACAAUCGGGUUUUACACCGAGACAUUCGGUUCCCACGGGCAAGCAGGAGACAGUGGCCUUCCUCCAUCUCAACUGCAGGAGGCUUUCCUCUUUUACUAAUCCACCUCAGCACAGACCCUUAACGGGUGUCAGGCUGGGGGACAGUCAGGUCUUUCUCAUCCCACGAGGCCAUAUUUCAGACUAUCACAUGGGGAGAAACCUUGGACAAUACCCUGCUUUCAAGGGCAGAGGUCCCUGCGGCUUUCCACGGCAUUGUGCCCCUGGUUUAUUGAGACUAGAGAGUGGCAAUGACUUUUACCAAGUAUACUGCUUGUGAACAUUUGGUUAACAAGGCACGUCCUGCACAGCCCUAGAUCCCUUAAACCUUCAUUUCAUACAACACAGGUUUUUGUGAGCUCCAAGCUGGGGCAAAGCGGCUGGGGCAAAGUGACUGGGGCAAAGCUACAAAUUAACAACAUCUCAGCAAAGCAAUUGUUUAAAGUACAGGUCUUUUUCAAAAUGGAGUCUCUUGUGUCUUCCCUUUCUACAUAGACACAGUGAGAGUCUGAUCUCUCUUUCUUUUCCCUACAUCCAAGGGCUUGAAAAUUUCUUGACUUGUUAGCAACCCAAAUCGUUAUGUCUCCGAAACAGAGUUGACUGAGGGCACCGCAGGGCUGGGCAGGACCUUUGACUUCUUAUCCAUCCACAGGAGCAAGAAAACCUCAGCCCCACUCUACCGACACGCACCUAGUAAAAUUCCGCCAACUGAAUCUCACGCACGCUAACACGUGGGGAGGGUUGCUUGCACCACGAGUCCCCAUUUGGCUCAACCGCCGAUGCCAAAUGUGUGGCCCCAGUUACGACGGCCCCCGUGAAGUGGCUUCCGGAUGUGCGAACGAACCAGGCAGAGUUUCAUUGGCCAAAUAGACCCCAGCAAAGCUGAAGUUAACUCCCAGAUUUGGGAUGUCCUUCCGAGGUAAAACAUUCAUCCCGUCUUCUUUCCGGAUGUCUGACACCGGGCCUUUCCAUGGUUCUCCCCCUGAUCCUAAGAGUAGCUGAGGUAGAGACUCACUGAAAGAUCUAGGCAGGGAUAUCCCAUCAUGCACAGGCUAUCUCCAUUCUCUGACCUGGGAACAACUCUGAGCGGGAUUCCACAUCUAGGAGGCCUCGGAACGGAGCGGGAUUUUCUGAGACACACCAAAUGGCUGCUCCCUUUGCACCGCUGAUGAGGGUCGUUAUCUUGAUUAUCCAGAUCACCUAGAAAGUAUCCGUAUCCAGAAUCCAUAAGAUCAACUCUCUGCUCCUCUGACAGCAGAAGGAGCAUGACCACAAUGAACCAAAGAGGGUGGAAGGAAACGAUGUGAGACCAGAAAGCUCAGAGAACGGCCACAGGGGGUCGUAAGCAGGGCUUCCAACCUGAAUCAUGAAUAAUUAAUGAAGCGCAAAUCAAAGGGGAAUCGAGUCUCAGCAGGUGCAAUUUAUCCAACGGGAGAUCGCCGGAGGGCCAACAAGAUUGAGAAACUGGGAGUCGGGUGCAGUGUCAAGGGGGACGCGACUGGUUCCAAAGCUCAAGAAGACCAUGGGGUCACUUGGGCUACAUGAGAAAACGCCCCAGUGUGCUGCUUCAGCAUUCCGACUCCUGCCUGUCCCUUCCCAUCCAAGGGACAUGGACCCUAACUCCUGCAGGUGCAGAUGACCAUGGGCAGAAUUAAGGGUCGUGGCACAAAAGUUCACCGACACGGGAGUUCCACAGGAGGUCCGGUG
This is a messenger RNA of Pongo pygmaeus (Bornean orangutan), 4268 nucleotides long. Its product is annotated as protein FAM90A3. The transcript is spliced from 4 exons. The record is from RefSeq and is a predicted model, not a curated record. Lineage: Eukaryota; Metazoa; Chordata; Mammalia; Primates; Hominidae. Bases 51 to 1451 code for a protein of 466 amino acids.